Leptinotarsa decemlineata (Colorado potato beetle) is the source of this 2744-nucleotide messenger RNA. RefSeq lists its product as uncharacterized. Gene Ontology annotation, biological process: regulation of transcription by RNA polymerase II. Lineage: Eukaryota; Metazoa; Arthropoda; Insecta; Coleoptera; Chrysomelidae. The record is from RefSeq and is a predicted model, not a curated record. Gene Ontology annotation, molecular function: DNA-binding transcription activator activity, RNA polymerase II-specific; RNA polymerase II cis-regulatory region sequence-specific DNA binding. Gene Ontology annotation, cellular component: nucleus.
CCGAAUGAAGGGUAUGUCAUGACGCAUAAUAUAAAAUGGGCUCUUGUCAACCCGUGUAUACUUCACAUGUAUAUUUCUGCAAUAUGAAAUAGAUGAUUGCAACACCUUAGCUCUGGUAACAUUGUGAAGUUCAUGUAUUUUAGGGGAUUGUUGGAAAUUUAUGUGAAGUUGGUUAGUUGUUUGUUUCGUGACUAAUCGGUGUGUGUGAUGUGUUGUUCCGUAUGGAAACUUUGGAAGCAUUAUGAAUUCCAGAUUCCAGCGCAGCGUCCAGGAGAAUACUCCAAAUAUGCCUUAAUACAGAAACUGAACCUAUAAUAGUACCAGAGAAAAGUAAUAUUAUUUCUGAAGAUUCUCCUGCUUGUUCCAGUAAUGCAGAGGAUUCACCAAUAUCAUCAUUAACUCUGAAGAUGAAUUCAGAAAAUAAUUCGUCGUGUUCACGUGAUAGUGCUGAAGAUCCAACUCAUCUACCAGAUUCCAACUUUGGUAAAAAUGAAACCAAUAGACGCCGGAGUGAGAAUUAUAAAUUUCGAAUUGCUGAUGGUGAUGAAAAUGCCAUUUCUGGUACAACAAAUGAACGCGAUGAAUUCAUGAACGAAGCUGGUUUCAGUGAACAACAUAAAACAUCCCGAACAAAACCUUUUAAGGUUAUUCGGCAACCAGAUUUUUGCUUUUUUUGCAAAACUGAAGUAAAAAAUUUUGCACGACACAUUCAACGCAAUCAUGUUGGGGAAACAGAAGUACAGAAUAUUCUAGCUUUACCAUCUAAUUCUAUUGAAAGGAAACGUGCUUUUGCUUGCCUGAGAAAAAAAGGGAACUUCAUUCAGAACUCAACAACAUUUUCAAAGCCAGUACAUAGGAGCCCGCUCAAGGACACUGAAGAAAAUUACAUUCCUUGUCCCUACUGUCUGGGAUUUUAUUCUCGUAAACUUUUAUGGAAACAUAAAAAGAUGUGUUCCUUCAAUAAAAAUCCUCUUGUAGGAAAAUCCCUCAGUGCUGGACAAAAUUUGUUGCCUUGUGUCGAUCAGACUAAUUUAAACUUGACGACUAAAGUAUUUCCACGUAUGUGGGCAGACAAAGUUUCCCUUACUGCCAAAAAGGAUUCCCUUAUAUGUGCCUUCGGUUCUAGAUAUCUAAAUACACACAAAGAAUUACACCGAAUUCACGUCUGUUCAAGAAAAAUGAGGGAAUUGGCAAAAGUUUUGAUGGAAUCCCAAAAAUUUGAUUCUUCCAUUAAAAAUUUAUUUGAUCUCCUUCUGCCACAGUACUUUGAUGUAGUGGUCCAGAGUGUAAAGGUUAUUGCCAAAUACGAUCCGCAGAAAGAAGAGUUCGAAUCACCUACCUUUGCUAUGAAUAUUAGUAGGACCUUAAAGGACUGUUGCGACAUAGCAAUUUUGCAUAUUGUAAAACGGAAACACAACUAUUUGAACUUAACUGCCUCUGAAGCUGAGGCACAUGUUGAACUAUUCAGGAAAUUAUUAGAAACUACAUGGAAACAUGAAAUUUCGACUAAAGCAGGAAAUGACCUAAACACGAAGACUUGGAAUAAAAUAACUCUGGUUCCCUUGGCAGCAGACUUAAAGUUGUUUAGAGACUAUCUGAUAAAAAAAGGAAAAGAAGCAGCACACAAUGUGAAACAAAAUAUUAAAAACUCCAAAGCUUUCAAAGUUUUAAUGGAGACUAUAUUCUGUAGAUUACUUCUUUCGAACAGAAAAAGAGUUGGAGAACUGCAAACAAUGAAACUGGCAACCUACAUGUCUACAGAAGAAAGUAAUAAUUCAAAUUAUGAGGAAUUCGCUGAUGCUGUAACCCCAGCAGAGAAAUUAUUAUUGAAAAUUUUUAAAAGGGUAGUUACUAGAGGAAAAGGGGGUAGGGGAGUUCCAGUUCUUUUCAGUAUGGAUGUACAAGAUCAUAUGAAACUGUUUUUACAAGCACGAUCUGAAUUUGUCGAUGAAUCUAAUUCAUUUUUAUUUGCUAAUCCUGCAUCAAAAGAGCAACCUCUGAUUGGAUACAAAGUGCUAUACAAGUACACACGAUUGUGUGGGGCAGUGAAUCCUGAAGCAUUAACCUCAUCAAAGUUAAGGAAACAUUUGGCUACUUUGAAUCAAGUUUUCAAUAUGACUCAAAAUGAUAUUGAGCAGUUAGCUACAUUAAUGGGUCAUACAGUAGAUGCACAUAAGCAGGUGUAUCGUCUUCCUGAUGAUGUCUAUCAGACUGCCAAAAUAGCCAAGUUGUUGAUGUUAAUGGAAAGAGGGGAAGCAGGAAACUACAAAGGAAAAACUUUAGAUGAAAUAGAUUUAAAGAUGGAUGAUGACAUUUUCGAAGAGGAAGAUGAAGAAAAUUACGAUUUAAAGAACGAUUUAGAAAUCAUUGAAGGCAUAAAUGAUUCAGGGAAUAUUCUGGAUGAAGAUAUAGAGGCAUCUCAACAAAAUAUAAGAGAUUCAAGUUCCACAGUGAACAAAAAUGCGGACAAUUUCAAAAAGCGGUUGCUAGUACCUUGGACAAAUCAACAAAAAAAAGUUGUUACACAAUUCUUCCAGAAUCACAUCAAUAUGAAAAAACCUCCUAGACGACACGAAUGUGAUAAUCUAAGAGACAAGUAUCCUAAAUUGCUGGAAAAUAAGUCAUGGAAAAAAAUUAAAGUAUUCAUUCAGAAUUCAUACAAAAAGAAAACUUGAUUUGGUACUUUUCUUAUUUUUUUAUGUUUUAGUCAAUGUUGAUUUCAAUAAAGUUGUUUUCUUACUUUU